Daphnia pulex (common water flea) is the source of this 1738-nucleotide messenger RNA. It is a transcript of the gene Polr3E, whose product is annotated as DNA-directed RNA polymerase III subunit RPC5-like. Bases 158 to 1591 code for a protein of 477 amino acids. NCBI's taxonomy places the organism in Eukaryota, Metazoa, Arthropoda, Branchiopoda, Diplostraca, Daphniidae. Gene Ontology annotation, biological process: DNA-templated transcription. The record is from RefSeq and is a predicted model, not a curated record. The transcript is spliced from 9 exons. Gene Ontology annotation, cellular component: nucleus; RNA polymerase III complex.
ACCCAUUUCCAGCAGACGACUGCCUCCCCAUUUCACGAUUUGAAGAAUAAUAUUGUGCAGUGCUGUCUGCAGAGAAUUUGCUUUCCCACGUUGUGGGAGUGAUAUCUAUGAUUUGUGAUAUCUAAUUUAUAAUUUGGCGUCUAGAAUCUGAAAAAAAAUGUCAAAGUUAGAAGAGGAGAAUGAUGAAGUUGUCAGAGAGAUCCCAGUCUUUUUGUCAAAGAAUUUGCUUCAGAAACUCUAUGUUUUCCAAUAUCCACUUCGUUCUGUUGCAGUUGAAAUGGAAAGACCUCAUGUUGCUGCUUCAAGGAUUAAGCCUAAACUUCAGGAAGUUGAAUUAGAGCUUGAAUUACCAACACAUACACAAAAUUAUGAUAGGAGCAAAGCUGAGCAAAUUGUUAUUAAUACAGAUGGACAAAAUAAAUAUGAUAAACCUGAUCAUCAGAACUUUUUCAGCGGUUCAUUUAUGGAUAAAAUCACCUAUUCUUCCACAAAAGCACUUUUGGAUCCAGGAAGGUUUGCAGUUGGCAUUGUAGUUGAUAAUGAACUUCAUCUCAAUCCAUUGCAUGGAAUUCUACAUGUAAAACCCAACUUUCCAUACUUGGACAAAUCUGAAAAAAAUCUAAAAGAUACUGAUGAACCAACAGAGUCAGGUGAUGAGGAAGAAGUUGCUGAACAAAUCACUGUGAAAUUUGCUCGAACUGAAACAGACAGAAGCAAAGCCCUCAGAGAAAAGUCUUUUGGGUUCCUCCAAAAAAAGAAUGCAGAAGAACCCUGGUACAAUACCAAAUUCUAUUCAUUAAAUUCUGAGGAAUCCAUGUUGGAAAAAAACCGUCUCAUCUGUGGAAAAUCGGAUACAGUUCAAAAUCUAACCAUGGCAAAAGAUAAAUACAUCAGCGAUUUGAUUGGCCCUAGCCUAGAGAUUGAUGAAUUUCAGAAACAACUUACGUUAGGAAACGCGUCAAUGUUUCAAAUUCUUAAACUGCCUCAACUUGUAGAUAGAAUUAAAAAUCUCAUGGCUAAUGUUAAGCUGAUCUCGUUCAGUAAGUUGUGCAGUACCCUAGAAAUCAAACAGGAAUCUGUUAAAAUGGAAUCGCUGAAAUCGCUGCAACAGGUGGCUGAGUUGGUCCAAGGUAACUGGGUUGUCAAGAGCGAAAUCCUUUAUCCGAGCGGAGAGAAAGACAAAACGGUUAAAUUGUGUGGAAUUUCCGGAAUUCAUCCUGAUAUCAUCAGCAAAGCCAGGGAUUAUGUGUUGUACAUGUUUACUCUAAACCGUUGUGUGAACCGAGAAGCAGUCACUAUUGCGACUAAAAUUCCUACUGAUGAAAUGAAAGUUAUUCUGGAGCAAAUUUCCUUCAAGACCAAGGACGGAUGGGAAUUCAAAUUGCCUUUUGAUCAAGCCUUUGUUGACAAGUAUCCGGAAGUGGUUAGGCGCAGCGAAUUGAUGAAUAAAGCUAAGCAGAAGCAACUUUACAACGUCGCCGAAUUUAAAGCUCCGAAGAAGGAACCCACCGAUACAAUAAAGAAAAGAACAAGGCGACGCUCUCGACAAGAUUCGUGCAGCUCAGACAGUGGAAAUGACGUUAAGAAGUAAUCGCAGUUGAACAUGAAAAAGCGGAUAUUAAAAAUCUUCUAGUACACUUUUUCUACCCUGCAACAGUCUCGCUGUUCAUUUCAUUGUUUUGACCUUGAUUGUUCAGUUCGUGCUCUUGUCGAAAAAUGAAAUGGUUGACUGGCGAAA